UAAUUUCUUCCAGAUAAUGCUGUGUGAAAUACAGAAAAUUAACAUAAAUGAAGUCAUUUAUUCCUUAUCGCGUCACUAUCUUAUAUAAAACGAAUAAAGCAAUUCACUGUUGAUAUCUCACGCAGCAGGGGAGAUUUUUCUCCACUAAUCCCGCUAUCAAUCAAUUUCUCUGGUGUUAUCUUUAUAAGAAGUUGUAUAAGACUCCAUUGAGCCGAUUUUGGCCAAUUCUGUUCUGUUGCUAAUGCAUUUUUCCAAGCAAUUUUAACAAUUUUCCCCGCUAAUUUUUCUAUGACGAACAACAAAAUCUCAGCGAAGACACUCAGUUUCACAUGAUAAUGUGAUUUAAAUGCGGUGCGUUUUUGUGUGUAUUUGUGCUUCACAUUCUCACGCUCUCAUCAUCUCAUAUUUCCCCACUUGACUCAUUUGUUCUGCGCCUCACGUGUUUCUCUUUCCUUCCUCCGGCAGUCGCUCUUCAGCUCCAGCCGGCGAAAGAAGUGUUGAUUUUCACCGUUUUCACCUUCGCCCGCAUCGCAGUGUCUCUCUUGUGACGUGUCUCUGGCCACGGAAGAAUGUCUCUAACCAAUGUAUUCAUCGUCUCAGCUGCCCGGACGCCAAUCGGCAGCUUCAAUGGGUGCUUUUCGAAGCUCUCGGCGGCAGAUUUGGGAGCCGUGGCGAUCCGGGAAGUGCUCUCGCGAGCGAAUGUCAAGGCCGAAGAUGUCUCUGAAGUUAUUUUAGGCCAGGCUCUCACAGCCGGUCAGGGUCAGAAUCCAGGACGUCAGGCAGCCUUGGCGGCGGGAUUGCCAUUGGAUGUGCCCGCUUACGUGCUCAACAUGCUCUGCGGCUCUGGGCUGAAGACAGUGCAGCUCGGCUUCCAGGCCAUCCGCAGCGGAGAGGCGACGAUUGUCGUGUGCGGCGGCCAGGAGAGCAUGACGAAGGCGCCGCACGCCAUCCACCUGAGGGACGGCGUACGAAUGGGUCCGGGCACGAUGGUGGACACGAUGCUGGUGGACGGACUCACGGACGCGCAGUACAAGAUCCACAUGGGCGUCACGGCGGAGAAUCUGGCUGAAAAACACUCCAUCACGCGCGAGGAGCAGGACGCCUACGCCCUCCGGUCGCAGCAGCUGACGGAGGAGAGCCAGAAGAAGGGGUAUUUCGACAAGGAAAUCGUCCCCGUGACGCUGAAGGAUCGCAAGGGCGUGGAGACGAAGGUCACCCAGGAUGAGUAUCCCAAGCAUGGCGCUUCGUUGGCGGAUAUGCAGAAGCUGAAGCCGGCCUUCAAUCCCACUGGCACAGUCACGGCGGCCAACGCCUCGGGGAUCAACGAUUCCGCCGCCGCGGUGCUGCUGAUGGGCGAGGAGGAGAUGAAGCGGCGCAAUUUGCAGCCUCUGGCGCGGAUUGUGGCCUUCGCCCAGGGCGGCGUCGAUCCGCGCAUGAUGGGCGCCGGCCCCGUGCCGGCGGUCAACGCCGUGUGCGCCCGCGCGGGCUGGCGCAAGGAGGAUGUGGAGGUGUUCGAGCUGAACGAGGCCUUCGCCGCCCAGGCGAUCGCCGUGCAGCGCGAGCUGGAGCUCGAUCCGGCGCGCAUCAACAUCCACGGCGGCGCCAUCGCGCUGGGCCACCCAAUCGGGGCGUCCGGCUGUCGCGUGCUGGUCACUCUGCUGUACGCCAUGGAGCGCACGAACGCACGCAAGGGCAUCGCGUCGCUGUGCAUCGGCGGCGGCAUGGGCAUCGCAAUAGCCGUGGAGAGAGCCUAAAAUGGCAGGGAACGAGAGAAAAGUGUGCACAAAUCGGUUGGGAAUCGGUUUUUAUACAUCCG
Phlebotomus argentipes is the source of this 1816-nucleotide messenger RNA. It is a transcript of the gene Acat2, whose product is annotated as acetyl-CoA acetyltransferase. Gene Ontology annotation, molecular function: acetyl-CoA C-acetyltransferase activity. Bases 570 to 1754 code for a protein of 394 amino acids. The record is from RefSeq and is a predicted model, not a curated record. The transcript has 3 exons. Gene Ontology annotation, biological process: fatty acid beta-oxidation. NCBI's taxonomy places the organism in Eukaryota, Metazoa, Arthropoda, Insecta, Diptera, Psychodidae.